Hippopotamus amphibius kiboko is the source of this 465-nucleotide messenger RNA. RefSeq names its product IQ motif containing F3 (gene IQCF3). The transcript has 3 exons. Gene Ontology annotation, molecular function: calmodulin binding. Bases 1 to 465 code for a protein of 154 amino acids. The record is from RefSeq and is a predicted model, not a curated record. NCBI's taxonomy places the organism in Eukaryota, Metazoa, Chordata, Mammalia, Artiodactyla, Hippopotamidae.
AUGGGCAGUAAAUGCUGUAAGUCUGAACCAGAUAAUGACGCUUUAGAGAAAGAGAGGCAAAAAAAGUUGCUUCUUGCAAAACAACGCCAGAGAGCAAGAGAGAAGGCAGCUGGGGAGAUCCAGGCCUGGUGGCGUGGCACCCUGGUGCGUAGGACUCUGCUGGCAGCUGCCCUCAGGGCCUGGAUGAUUCAGGACUGGUGGAGAACAGUCCUGUGGAGGCAGGUGUAUAAGCGGCGGCAGAUCUCACUGAAGAUCUAUGUAAUCCAGGAGCAGGCGGUGGUCAAGCUCCAGUCCUGGGUUCGCAUGUGGCAGUGCCAUCAACGUUACUGCCAAGUGUGCAACGCUGUUUGCAUACUCCAAGCCCCAAAGAGCUGCUUCACCUUUCAGACCAGUGAUGUUUCACAGGCACAAUAUGAAGGCACUUUCAACCAGCCGGAGUUCCAUAUUGAAAUCCUAUCCAUCUAA